This is a messenger RNA of Vombatus ursinus (common wombat), 4533 nucleotides long. RefSeq names its product coagulation factor II thrombin receptor (gene F2R). Gene Ontology annotation, biological process: thrombin-activated receptor signaling pathway; positive regulation of Rho protein signal transduction; phospholipase C-activating G protein-coupled receptor signaling pathway. Gene Ontology annotation, cellular component: membrane. NCBI's taxonomy places the organism in Eukaryota, Metazoa, Chordata, Mammalia, Diprotodontia, Vombatidae. The transcript has 2 exons. The record is from RefSeq and is a predicted model, not a curated record. The coding region runs from base 658 to 1938 and encodes 426 amino acids. Gene Ontology annotation, molecular function: thrombin-activated receptor activity.
CUGACCCCUCCGGCAGCGGAGCUCUGACAAGAAGCAGCAGCAGCAAGUAGGGAGCGGGAAAGGGGACCACAGAGGGGCCCCAGACUAUGGGGCGAGCAAAACACUAGAUGCGCCUCCUUCUUCCUAUUGAAGCAAAGCCUGGAGAAACAGCCCAGAGGGAGCCAGUGGGCAGCGAAGGAAGGAAGUGAAAAUAGCGGAGGAGUCUGCAGCUGCCUGGGGUCUCCAAGGACUGUGAAAACCAACCAGCCCCCUGCAUGGUCUCCCCACCUCCAAUCCGCGCAGCCCAACUGAGACCAGAGAGCAGAGCUACUCAUUCACCCUUUCUCUAGGGCCCGCCCAAGCUACGUCGGGGGAAGGGGGUGAGUCCUUGGGACAGACCCUCGAGUCUGAUCGACAGACCAACAUCCUGUCAGAGGGGCAAAGAGAAAGCGGGAGCGAACACAAAGCAGGCCCGAAAGCUUCGCUAGGCUGAGAAGCCCCCUGGGCUCCCUGCCCUCUCCCAACCUUCUUUCUGUGACUGACCCAGAGUGGACCAACGAUUCCGCCUUCUCUCCUUCUUGGGCUUCCAGGAAAGAAAAAGGGUAGCACCACCGGCGGACAAAGCGGCAGCAGCAGCGAGGGAGAGCUGGAAAGAGAGGGGGGGUCGCGCUGUGGACAAUGGGACUGCGUCUCCUCCUGCUCGCCUGCUUGGGAUUCAGCUUGUUUGGCUCCCUGCUGUGCACGCGGACCCCAGCACAUCCUCUAGACUCUGAGAAAAAUAAUGAUACUGUGGGCCCAAGGACAUUUCUAUUCAGGAAUUCUCCUAAUGAGUAUGAAUCGUUUGCAUCCUGGGAGGAUGAUCAAGAAACCACUCCUGAAAACACACCAGCCUCCAUCAAUAAGACAAGUCGUAUUCAAAAGCCACAGCCCAAACAUCUGUCUGAAGAUGCUUCCAGAUAUCUGACUGGUCCCUGGCUGACACUCUUCGUUCCUUCGGUUUAUACUGUAGUAUUUGUCGUAAGUCUGCCUUUAAAUAUCGUCGCUAUCAUCGUGUUCCUUGUGAAAAUGAAGGUCAAGAAACCAGCUGUAGUAUACAUGCUGCAUCUGGCUACUGCAGAUGUUCUGUUUGCGAGUGUGCUGCCCUUUAAAAUAGCGUACUACUUUUCUGGAAGUGACUGGGCUUUUGGGUCUGGAAUGUGUCGCUUUGUUACUGCAGCUUUCUACUGUAACAUGUAUGCUUCAAUAAUGCUGAUGACAGCCAUAAGUGUGGACCGUUUCUUGGCUGUGGUGUAUCCGAUGGAGUCCCUUUCCUGGCGCACCCUGGGGCGUGCUUCCUUCAUUUGUCUGGCCAUAUGGAGUAUUGCUGUAGGGGGUAUUAUACCUCUUGUUAUCAAGGAACAAACUACAGAAAUCCCUGGGCUAAAUAUAACCACCUGCCAUGAUGUCUUAAACCAAAAGCUACUUAAAGGGUAUUUUGUUCAUUACUUCCUGGCUUUCUCUUCAGUUUUCUUUUGUGUACCAUUAGUCAUUUCCACAGUCUGUUAUGUGUCCAUUAUCCGCUGUCUUAGCUCGUCUUCCAUUGCCAACCAGAGCAAAAAGACCCGGGCCUUACUCUUGUCUGCAGCUGUGUUCUGUAUCUUCAUCAUUUGCUUUGGACCCACAAAUGUUUUUCUGAUCACCCACUACUCCUCACUUAUUUAUAGCAGCACAACUGAGAAAAUCUACUUUUUCUACCUUCUCUGUGUGUGCAUCAGCAGCAUAAGUUGUUGCAUUGAUCCCUUGAUUUAUUAUUAUGCUUCUUCUGAUUGCCAGAGAUAUCUCCGAAGUCUCUUAUGCUGCAGAGACAGUUCUGAUCCAAGCAGCUUCAACAGCAGUGGCCAGUUGAUGCCUAGAGCUAGUAAAAUGGAUACGUGCUCCACUAACAUGAGUAACAGCAUAUACAAAAAGUUGUUAACUUAGCAGGUGAUUAGAUUUUGAAGUUGUAUUAAAAAAUAAUCAGCUAGCAGAUUUGAGAUUCUAUUUAGCACCUGUCAAAAAGUAUUAAUCUCACCAGCUAAAAGAGCAGAGGACUUACGAUGCAUCCUUCUUAACCACAGACAUUGAGCAUGGAUGUUUGCUAAAAGCAUUUCACUACAAGAUAACGUAGGCAUUAAUGACAGUGUUACUGAAGAAGUGCAUUUGUAAGCAUUAUUAUAAAGUUGAAUGUUAUAAAGAGACUAUCUCUUUGACAUACUCACAGUGUACUAUAUGAUAGGCACUUUGAAAACCAUUUUCUCUUUUUUUUCUUGAUUUGGGCUAAAUGACAUCCACAGUCCCUUCCAGCUCUAAAAUUCUGUGACCAUGUUAUACAACAAUAACCUCUGUGACUGAAAAUUCUAUAUAUAAGUGGUUUUUAUGAGGUUUUUUUUUGGAUAAUGUAGUUUUGAUCAACUCAUAGUAGCUGAAUGGCAAUGCGGCCAUGUCUUUAAUUACAACUUUAGAGAGAUAGCAUAGACUUGUGCAGUUUUCAUGGAAAAACAUAAUCUGUGAGAGUCUUUUUGAUUACAGCUUUUCAAACAGUGGUAGGCAACAUUUGAAUUAUUAUGAGACUAAUAGAUAUUUAUAAUAACAGAAUCUGAACCUUAAACUUUUAAGAGAAAACAAAAAUGUGAAGUCUUAAAAUUGCUGAAAUGAUGAAAAGACUACCUUUUUAGCAGUCCUACUCUAAAGAUUCUUUUUGGUCAUCAACAAAUCAAAAACUAUGUUUGAAAGCAAGUAUCUCAGCAGAAUAAAGAAGUCACAAACAGACCCAGGAUGAAAGCCUAUGUGGUGUUCAUGGGGCAGUAGAGUACUGCACAAUUACAUAUUUAAAAUUGUAAAUUUGCACUUAGAGGUAGACUGUUGUGGCAGAUAGAGUAGCAAGUCCAGACAUCAAGUCCUGCCUUUAACAUAUUCUAAGUGGAUGACUUUGGAGUAAGUUAUUUAACUUUUCAGUUCCCCGGGCAACUCUCCAAGAUUAUAAGUGGUAGACAUAGAUUCCAUAUCACCUAUCUAGGCCAAAAAAUGAAACAUUGCACUGGGUUUAUGAGGAACAAUUAAAUAUCUAUGAGAGUGGUCUUCAUCAUCCUGAAUCAGCAUCAUAAUAGAAAACUGGAAGUAGGGAACAAGGUUUCUGAGGUUUGUCAGAUGUGGAAGAUCAGGAGCCCUCCUGGUGUAAGAUGCCAGAUGCACCAGCCAUUACCACCAAAACAACAGGCAGAGCUCUCGCUGCUCUGUAAUCCAUCUUGUUUAUUAGGACCAGAUGUGUAAAUAAGAAUACAGGGCACCAGAAGACUUGUAUCUGAAUGAUGUAUCUACAUUUGCAGGUCAUAUGCCCCAGGAGCAUGAAAAGGACAGCUUCCGAACAGUGUUUAAUCACACAAGUUUCAUGUUCCUACAAAAGCAUUCAUUAUCACAUUUAGAAAUGUAUUUAGCAAGAUGUGACUCACACAUGUUCUCGUAAGCCAUAUACAAAGGCAGUCAUGGAAAGAGGUUUGACAACUCAUGCUGUUUCUGAUGGUGUUAAAAUGAAAACAGAGUAAAACCACAGAGGGAUGCUUUUGGAAAUAGCUCCUUCAACCUGCAUUAAUUUGAACACCAUCUACUUGUGAAUGUUUUGUUGAAGGAAUUAUCUUAAAUAAGCUCCUUCUGAAUAAGAAGUUGAGAACUUUGGAAUGGUUACAUAAGAAAAGUUCGUGGAAUUUAAUGUCUGUAGAAUUGGAGGACUUUUUUAUUUUCCAUUCAUUUAUUUUUGAUAUAUUAAUUCUGCAUACAAUGCUUUCUUUUCUACUUAAAUCUUUAUGGUAAUUAUGAACCCCCACUUUUAAUAGUACAUAUGUGGUUUUUCUGUUUUUUUAAUUACUUGGAUAAACCUAAACAUAUAGUGAUUUUUAAAGGAUUUCAUAAAAAAAAACCUUUUCUUUAAAAAAAAAUUACUAUAGUCUAAUUGUAAAGUACAGAAGAUUCAUUUGUUUAGACCUUACUAAUUUGGAAACCAAGCUGGUUUAUCUUUAUGUUGUCUGUGGGGGAAAAAGGGACCUAAUAAUCAAAUAAACUCUCUCAAAAGACUAGCAGGGAAAUUUUGACCUUUUUAAAAGAACAAACUCUGUCAAACACUUUAUAAGUAACCAUUUAUAUACCAAUAAAAUAAUUACAAUAUAAGAAGGAGCUACUGAAGAAAUUGCAUUGAUGUGUUCAGAAAAAAUCUUUCUGAUAAACUCAUUUAAGCAGGAAUGAAGCUAAGGGUCACUUCACAACAUCACAGACCUACAUUUUAAAGUAGCAAAACUACAUGUCUUUACAAAUUUUUACAGUAUUAUCUAGUUCCAAGUUAGAGUAACUUUAUACCAUACUCUUCCAAAUUAAUGAGGUUUUACUGUGUGUAUUAUGAUCUGUUCAUUCUGUGUAUAAUAUUAAGCUGAUCUGGAUUAAUAGAAGUAUCUGUGUAUUAUCUAUGUUUGGAAAGUAAUGUGUCAUUGUGUUCAUUUUCAUUGUUUGGAAUUUCAUUCAACCUACACUAAUAAACUUGUAAAAUGU